Messenger RNA from Durusdinium trenchii, 1647 nucleotides. The record is from the annotation of a GenBank genome assembly. Lineage: Eukaryota; Dinophyceae; Suessiales; Symbiodiniaceae.
AUGUUGGACAGGUGGCUUGCUGUUGCGGUCUUGCCGUCGAAUGCGUUUGUUGGCACGACUGCUUGGACCCCAGUUCGGUUGCCACUUGCCACAGCCACUGACGUAGACCAAGCACAGCGCUCGAAGCCAGCGGAGCAAGACGCGGCCGCGGCAGAGAAGGUGGCGUCCAUUGCAACCUCCACGGAGCUUGUUGACCAGGCACGUGCACGAGGAAGAGACAUCCUUCUGGUGAUGCUUGUGCUGGGGAUUGUGGCCUCGGUGAUGUUCUCCCGUUUGAUUGCGAAGCCACUUAGGAACCUCACACAAACCAUGGCCAGACUUGGUCAGCUGGACUUUACUGAGUGUGCACAGUUGAAGAUCCGGCCGAGCAGUCGGAGGGCACUCGGUAUUCGCGAAAUCGAGAAUCUGCAACUCACGUUCUGCAAACUGGUGCGGGGGAUCAGCACCUUUGCUCGCUUUGUGCCUGAGACCGUGGUGUGCAGCAUCGUUCAGAAGGGCGACUUUCAGGGCACCCGCCUGGAGGUCACGAGAAGAAUGGUGACUAUCAUGUGCACUGACAUCAAGGGCUUCACUGGCAUUUGUGAGAGGUUGAGACCGAGAGACCUGCUGUACAUGCUCACUCGGUACUUCUCGGUGAUGAUGCGCGUCGUGGAACUCUACGGAGGUGUAGUGUCUGAAAUCCUUGGAGAUGGCCUCAUUGUCUUUUGGAAUGCACCCGACACGGUUGAGGAUCAUGCCGGGAAAGCUUGUGCUGCUGCACUGACGCAGCAGGAGGCACUUCGUGGGUUGAAUGGCGAGUAUACCGUGUAUGAGCUGCCGGAGAUAUCGAUCCGCAUUGGGAUUCAUACAGGGUCCAGCUUAGUCGGCAACAUUGGAAGUGAGUCGAAAAUGAAGUAUGGAUGUUUGGGAGAUACGAAGCGCGUUGCGACCAAGCUCGAGGAUCUCUGCAAACACUACAGAGUCGACAUCAUUUGUUCGGCCAGCUCAAGAAAUCUGACAAUUGCUUCUAGAUUCUUGUUCCGGCAGCUGGAUUAUGUACAGGUGCAACAGGAUUCAGAUCCAAUGACGCUUUAUGAGCUGAUUAGCCGCGACGAAAACGACGACGGGGACAUUGACAUUGAUUCCACGAGAGAUGCAGGAUCGAGGUAUUCGCUGUCCAUUAGGGACAUGGCUUCAGAUGCUGUGACAGGCAGCUAUUCCAUGACCUCUGCCUCCCACCUGUCUCACCGAAGUUUGCCCUCGAUCCACUCUCAUGCCAACAUGGAGGAACUGGUCAAUGUCGUCACCAACAGGCGUGAGAUGCUGCACCGAUACUUAGCUGAUGUGCGGGAGGGUGAAGAACAAGGGAAUCGGCCGGGCGAGUGCCUCCCAGCGGCAUGCCAAGAAAGCUUCAGCAGCAGGACCCACGGUAGCUUUGGUGUCACAGAGCUUCAACGCCGACACAUCGGACAAUAUGAAAGGGCCUUGAAGGCUUUUCACGAAGGACGCAUUCCGCUCUGUAUCGAGCUGGUCCAAAUGCUGCUGGCUGAGACAGACGAUCCACCUGCCCAAGUCUUGCUGGAUGUGGCGAAAGCCACGCUCAAUGCGAGCGAGGCGCAGGAGGCGCAGGAAGAGACGCUGAAAGAGACAGAGACGCUGCAGCUCUAG